AUGAACCCAGGCUCGAUUCUCACCUACUCGACCGCGCUGAUACCUACCAUCACUCUUCCAUCUGGCAGCGGCCCGGCCAGCUACGACUCCAACCACAAACCUGGCAGUCCCAUCUCACACAUCGCCACUCAAUGGCGCCAUGCCUAUAACAUUGGCAAGAGCUCGAUGCCCUUCUGUGCGAUUGGGGCGGGCACUGCCUACGCCUAUCUCUCCUAUGUCUUCCGUCACGAAACGACUCUCCGCCCUGCCGACACGCGGACCUCGAACUGGUACCUGCUCGCCUCCGGACUGGUGAUGUCCAUAAUCCCCUACACACUGCUGGUGAUGAGCCCGACAAACAAGAGCCUGCUUUCUCGCGCCGAGGUGGCGGAUGCAGAGUCGAUGACCGGUGUGUCCAAGGCAAAGGAGGCUGCCUCCAAGGCCAGCGGCGACUCCAAGGCGACCAGGGAAGAUGUCGAGGUCUUGAAUUGGCUCAAGGGCUGGGCUGAGUUGAACGUUGUCAGGUCCCUGUUCCCCCUGGCGGGAACGCUUGCUGCACUCUAUGCAACGCUCUACUAG
Messenger RNA from Trichophyton benhamiae CBS 112371, 558 nucleotides. RefSeq lists its product as uncharacterized. NCBI's taxonomy places the organism in Eukaryota, Fungi, Ascomycota, Eurotiomycetes, Onygenales, Arthrodermataceae. The coding region runs from base 1 to 558 and encodes 185 amino acids. The transcript has a single exon. The record is from RefSeq and is a predicted model, not a curated record.